Molecule: messenger RNA, 5502 nt
Organism: Athalia rosae (coleseed sawfly)
Lineage: Eukaryota; Metazoa; Arthropoda; Insecta; Hymenoptera; Athaliidae
Gene: SA1
Product: cohesin subunit SA-1
Exons: 15
Coding region: 121-3666 (1181 amino acids)
Biological process (GO): sister chromatid cohesion
Cellular component (GO): chromatin; nucleus; cohesin complex
Molecular function (GO): chromatin binding
Source: RefSeq, a predicted model, not a curated record
UAGGAAUGGGAAAUUACAAAUGGCUGACCACGGCUGCCUGUUUAUUAAAUUGUGUAUUAUUUCCAGUUGUUCUUAGUGUCAGAUAAAGUAAACAAACUUCAGUAGGUAAGGUACAACAUAAUGAUGCAUCGAAGGGGUGGUAAAAGAAUUCGGAUGGAUGAUCCCAUCCCUCCGGAGUAUGAGGCCCCGAUGACUCCGAUGACACCUUUACAUGACACUACUGGUGGCGAUCUUCAAGAGCCUUACUCAUCAUACACAUCAUAUCAUCAAGCGCCACAAACACCUCUGCAUAAUCCAACUCCUGAACAUUAUUCACCGGAUAGCUACAGUUCACCAGGAACAUCGUAUCAACAGCAACAAUAUCAGGAACAAACAUCUAGUUUUGAACCACCGGCACAAUUUGAACAACCAAUGACACCGUUGGGCCCUACCAAUAUGCGCAUUACAAGAAAUACUCGUGCCAGAUUACGUGGUGGACCUGUUCAGCAACCCAAAUAUAAAGAAAUUGACGCAGACUUUAUACCUACUGCGGCUCCAAGGGGUCGGGGUGGAGGUGCAAGAGGUCGAGGCCGAAGAGUUGUUCACACGAGCAAUCUUGAAGAUGAAGCCAGUCUGUACUAUGUCAUUAAAAACAAUCACUCGUCGCUCACUACCAUCGUCGAUGAUUGGAUAGAGAAAUAUAAAAGUAAUCGAGAAAAUGCGCUCCUCAUGUUGAUGCAAUUUUUCAUCAAUGGAAGCGGAUGCAAAGGAUGUAUCACACCAGAUAUGCAGGCUACCAUGGAGCACGUAGCCAUAAUUCGUAAGAUGACUGAAGAGUUUGAUGAGGAAAGUGGAGAAUAUCCGUUAAUUAUGCCGGGGCAACAAUGGAAAAAAUUUCGUUCUCAUUUCUGUGAAUUCGUACAAAUUCUGGUCCGCCAAUGUCAAUAUUCCAUAAUUUAUGAUCAAUUUCUGAUGGACAACGUCAUUUCUCUUCUUACCGGGCUUUCUGAUUCUCAAGUUCGAGCGUUCAGACACACCGCUACGUUAGCCGCAAUGAAACUGAUGACUGCACUCGUGGACGUCGCUUUGACGGUAUCAAUAAAUCUAGACAACACUCAACGUCAAUAUGAAGCGGAGAGGCAAAAGGCUAGAGAGAAACGAGCUGCGGACAGAUUAGAGUCGCUUAUGGCAAAGCGUAAAGAACUGGAAGAAAACAUGGAUGAAAUUAAGAAUAUGCUGACCUAUAUGUUCAAGUCGGUUUUCGUUCAUCGUUACCGUGACACUUUGCCUGAAAUCCGAGCCAUUUGCAUGGCCGAAAUUGGCGUGUGGAUGAAGAAGUUCCACCAGAAUUUCCUUGAUGACUCGUAUCUGAAAUAUAUAGGAUGGACACUUCAUGACAAGGUGGGUGAGGUUAGGUUAAAAUGUUUACAGGCCCUGCAACCAUUAUAUGCCUCUGAAGAACUGAAGAUGAAAUUAGAACUUUUCACAAGCAAGUUCAAGGAUCGUAUCGUAGCUAUGACUUUGGACAAAGAGUACGACGUGGCAGUCCAAGCGGUGAAAUUAGUUAUAUCUAUUUUGAAGCAUCAUAGGGAUAUAUUGACGGACAAAGACUGCGAGCAUGUAUAUGAGCUUGUCUAUUCUUCGCACAGAGCAGUAGCACAAGCUGCUGGAGAGUUCCUCAAUGAACGUCUGUUUGUACCAGAUGAAGAAGCUGUCGCAGGCGUAAAAACUAAGCGAGGGAAAAAGAGACUUCCAAAUACACCCCUGAUCCGAGAUCUUGUUUUGUUUUUCAUUGAAUCUGAAUUGCACGAACAUGGGGCCUAUCUAGUCGAUUCAUUAAUCGAAACAAACCAAAUGAUGAAAGAUUGGGAAUGCAUGACUGACCUUUUAUUAGAAGAGGCAGGGCCUGACGAAGAAGCUCUAGAUAAUCAGAAAGAAACUUCUCUGAUUGAACUCAUGGUAUGCUGUAUAAAACAAGCGGCAACAGGGGAGGCGCCCGUCGGUAGAGGUCCAACGCGAAAAAGUUUAUCUGCAAAAGAAGUCAAACAAACUCAAGAUGAUAAACAGAGAUUGACUGAACAUUUUAUUCAAACACUACCGUUGCUCUUGGAUAAGUAUAGAGCGGAUCCAGAAAAAUUAGCUAAUUUAUUGGCCAUUCCUCAGUACUUUGACUUGGACAUAUACACCAAAUCGCGACAGGAGCAGAAUCUUGAUGCGUUGUUGAACAAAAUUAAAGUGAUCGUUGAGAAAAUUCACGAUACUGAAGUACUGGAUACAGCGGCAAAAACUCUCGAACAUUUAUGCAUCGAACGCCAUGCUAUAUACACAAGGUGUGACGUGGCUCGUUCAACGUUGAUAGACAUGAUAGUAAACAAAUACAAAGAGGCUAUCGAUGAAUAUAGAAGUCUUAUACAGGGAGAUGAAGUCCCCAACGAAGAUGAGACAUUUGACGUUGUGCAGUCGCUCAAAAAAGUUUCUAUAUUUUAUAGUUGUCAUAAUAUGAAUCCUUGGGGUAUCUGGGAUUCACUGUUUAAGGAUAUCGAAGACGCCAAAGAUCCUGCCAGGUGUCUACCACAUGAGGCAGUUAAAUAUUGUAUCAGCGCUUGCUUUUUCGCAAUUUUGUGGGGUCAACACCAUCUUAUGGAAGCGGUUGAUUCAGGUACCAAACGAGGAGAAGAUGAGUGUCGAGAAUUGAAAGAACGUCUUCAUUCUCUGAUGGGUAUAAUGCGACAUUUUGUUGGCGGUGAUGGCAGUGGAUUGGUCUCGCCUCCGAUAUUGAGAGAAGAGGCUUAUAAUACUAUUUGCGAUUUAUUGGUCGUAUUUUGCAAUCAAUUAACUUCUCAUCACAACCCACUAUUGCAUCAUCUUGUCUAUGAGACUGAUCAAACGUUGCAAAAUAUGUUGAAUCGCUUCAUACAAGAGUACGUUUUCUUCGAGGAAGAAGACGAUGAGCACGACGAACACUCUAAGAUUGAAGAAUUACACAAGAGGAGAAAUUUCUUGGCCGGUUACUGUAAGCUCAUCGUUUAUAAUAUGAUUCCAACCAAAGCAGCUGCCGAUGUAUUCAAACAUUAUGUAAAAUACUACAAUGACUAUGGUGAUAUUAUCAAAACCACACUCAGUAAGGCUAGGGAUAUAAACAAAAUCAAUUGUGCACUCACGAUGCAACACAGCCUUAAUAUUCUCUACAAUGAAAUAGUCGCCGAAAAAGGCAAAGUUAACAAGAAUAGUGAAGAGUUUACUGCAAUUAAGGAAUUAGCAAAGCGGUUUGCGCUAUCUUUUGGGUUGGAUGCGAUAAAAAACCGUAUCGCUAUCACAGCAUUACAUCGAGCAGGUGUAUUAUUUGCUAUAACACCACCGGAUGGUGUCGAAUUGGAUCCGACUGGACCACCUCCAAAUUUGACGUACCUGGAAAUAUUAUCUGAAUUUACUAACAAACUCCUGAAACAGGAUAAACGUGUUGUAUUAAACUUCCUCGACAAGCGAUUGCAGGCUGGCAUGCCAUCGUCACGAGGUGAAGAUUGGCAACCAUUGUUGUUGUACAGAAACAGUUUGUUGCAUGGAGAAACCGACCAAGUUCCAGUAACCAGUAAACGAGCCUAUACGAGACGCAAGAAAGAUCAGUUUGCUGAAGAAGAAGAAGCAGAGGAGGUGGAUGACAACUCAGACCACGAGUUCAUGGGGUGAGUGAGGUGUCUUUUCAUAAAUUUUUACGUCGGUGUAUUUUAUACACGUUAUUCACCGUUCACCAGACUUCUUUUUUUCUGUCGUUAAACGUGAUAUGAAUUUAGCGUUCAUCAAAUUUGUCUAUUUUUAAAAUAAAAUAGAGGUAAAGAAAAUAGUUAAAUGAAUCCUAGGAGACAACGAUACUUGAUAUGAAAGAGAUUUAUCAAAAAACAGUUGUUGCAUAAAGCGUAUAAUGUAUAUUGCAUAGCAAAAAGCUUUUCAUUAUUACAUUGUAACAAGCUUACUGAAUGAACUAUUUGCGAUUUAGUAAUAAACUUAUCUGUUUUUGGACUAAAAGAAGAAUAUUUGUACAUUCAUAGAAGCGAUUUAUGUUGUUAUGGAAAUCUGUGGUUUUUUAAAUUCAAUCACUAAUUACCUACCUCUUAAAAACCUCAUACGCUGUGGCUUCUAUUGAUGUAAUUUUAAACAAUUACCACUAACAUGUUACGAUAUGCAUAUUUAUUUAAAUGUCACGUCCUCUCUGCGCUCACAUGCUUUGCUUGCUUUUAAAAAUAAUCUUGAACUGAGCUUUCGUCAGUUAUCCAAACAGUAUUGAACUAAACUUGGUUUAACUUUUAUUUAUCUAUUUUCUGUUACAGUACGCUACUGCCAUAGGCUCUGUUAUUAUUCUUUUAGUAUCGUCUGUCGUUUAAUAUUUAAAUGAGCCGUAGGAAGUUUUCAAAUAUUGUUACUGUUGUACACACAUUUUAUGAAACGAGAAAAUUCUGUGCAUGCUUCGAAAUCGAAGAGUCUAGAAAUAACUAACGACAAAGAGAUAUUGAUUCAAGCUAGAAAUUUCUGAAUUUUGUUUUGUUUUUCGAUGUACAGGUCUCAGAAUAUGCCUAUUUUAAAGUUUUUCUUGAUUUUUUCUUUUUAUUGGUGUGGACAUUGCCUUACGUCAAUUAAUCGAUUAUUUCUAAUGUACAUACAUGAAUUAUGAAUUCGCCUGCGUUACAAUUAAUGUAAAUAAUUCAGUGUACACAUUGAGUCAAUUUUUACAGAUGUGACAUGUGUGUGUGUUUUUUUUUUUUUUUGUUUUUCUCCGAUCAGAAUUAUUGAACUCGUGAUUUUUGUCACUUUUACGAUGUAUAUUAAAAUAUUCAAACACAUCCAAGGAUAAGUGAGCGCAGAAUGUGACGCUUAUAGCUACAGCAUGCAGCUCGUUAAAUAUGUGUCCAUCCAUCUAUCUUCGUUCUGUUUGUCGGUCGUCAAAAGUUUUUUUAAACCUGAGAUCAGGCAAACUCCACUUUACCGUACCUGAAUGCGUUUUCAAUAUGUUGCAUGAGUAGUUUCAUACAAUCCAUUGCUAUUGCAAUUUACAUAUUUAUAUGUAUGUACUUAUGUUUGAGAAAAAAAUUUUAAACCACUCAUAAUUAUUUUGUACUAUAGACUAGAUGAUCAGUUUUAUUACAUACCUAUGCGCAAUCGGAUUAAUAUAUGCAAAAUUUUUUGUUUCGGUAAGUCUGUGCGAUUGGUAUUUGCAAGAAUCCCAUAGAUAUAAUGGUAUAAAAUUUCUUGUUAUUUUAAGAGAAUGGUGAUAGAGAACAAUAUAAAUAAUAAAUAGAAUAUUAAAAGCAAAUAUUAUUUAUUCAUUUUUUCUCAAAGGUUGAUAAACACACUUCUGUACAAAGAAAUUUUAAUGUAUGUGUCUUUCUCUUUGAAACUAAUAAUUAAAUAAUGAGGAUAAAUUAGGUUUAAAAAUUUGUACUCCGUUCAUAAUCCAAUUCAAUUUGGAAAUCAAUAUAAAGAUGAUAUUGUAACAGUAUAUUGAUUGAAAUAAAAGCCUAAAUCCUGAUA